AUGUCUUUCAAAAUGUACAUUGCUAUGCUGGCCGCGGUGGGCGUGGCGACCGCACAGAGCAGCGUGGUCUCUCUUCUCAUCCCCGACAUAGACCCUCAGCCCCUGGCUGCUUCGGUCGUUGGACAGUGUGACGUACAGCAUCAAACUGCCCAUCCGGCACCGAUCGCUCGGAGUGCGGAAUGGGUCCAGGAAUGUUCUACACACUCCGCCUCGAACAGCAUCAAAUGGGUCAUGUCUGAGGGCGAUUCCUUCACGGCGCAAAUGAUGUGCUCUGUCAGCGGCACCACCGCCGCUCAUUGCACCGAGAUCAUGGCCGGUACCGAGGCCAACUUCCCCGGCACGGUGAUCACCGAUCUCGCUCAGAGUCAAAUGACCUACUUCCCAGUCACCGUGACUGCCGGACUUACCACCACGACGGGCGCAGCAGCGACCGCGACCGAGACCAGCAAGACCAUGAGCUCUAGUGCGACCGCGUCGGCCACAACGGGCAUGUCGGCGUCGUCUUCCGGUGCUGCUGCGAGCGCGACUUCCUCGCUGAGCACGGGCGGCUUGCCUCGAAUGACUGGUAGCCCUCGAAUGGUUCUGGGCGGUGCUGCGGCUGCGCUGGUCGCGGCUGCUCUGUAG
Messenger RNA from Penicillium oxalicum, 624 nucleotides. Its product is annotated as putative GPI anchored protein. The coding region runs from base 1 to 624 and encodes 207 amino acids. The record is from RefSeq and is a predicted model, not a curated record. Lineage: Eukaryota; Fungi; Ascomycota; Eurotiomycetes; Eurotiales; Aspergillaceae. The transcript has 3 exons.